This is a messenger RNA of Physeter macrocephalus (sperm whale), 1821 nucleotides long. RefSeq names its product geminin DNA replication inhibitor (gene GMNN). Gene Ontology annotation, cellular component: nucleus. NCBI's taxonomy places the organism in Eukaryota, Metazoa, Chordata, Mammalia, Artiodactyla, Physeteridae. Gene Ontology annotation, biological process: negative regulation of cell cycle; negative regulation of DNA replication. The transcript has 7 exons. The coding region runs from base 189 to 821 and encodes 210 amino acids. The record is from RefSeq and is a predicted model, not a curated record.
UCUCGUGUCAGGCGAUCACGUGGCCGUGUAGGGCAGACGGGCGGAGUUCUAGUCUUUUACCGCCGCGCGCCCUAGCAUUCCUGCGGCUGCGGGGACGGACGCGUAUUGCCUGUGGACCCCACGCGAGGCGCCGCAGCCACAACUACGUGAGUUCGCUACGAGGAUUGCCCGCUUCCAUCCAGUGUAUAAUGAAUCACAGUAUGAAGCAGAAACAAGAAGGAAUCCAAGAGAAUGUAAAGAGUAGUCCUGUUCCAAGAAGAACUCUGAAGAUGAUUCAGCCUUCUACGGCUGGAUCUCUAGUUGGAAGAGAAAAUGAGUUGGUUAAAAGCUUGUCCAAACGGAAACAUUGGAAUGACCAGUUAAUAUCUAAGACUUCCAGCUCUGGAGUUGUUACUGACCCAGAACACAGUGAAAAUAAAAAUCUUGGAGGUGUCACCCAAGAAGCAUUUGAUCUUAUGAUUACAGAAAAUCCAUCCUCUCAAUAUUGGAAAGAAGUGGCGGAAAAACGGAGGAAGGCUCUCUAUGAAGCACUUAAGGAAAAUGAGAAACUUCAUAAAGAAAUUGAACAAAAGGACAAUGAAAUUGCCCGCCUGAAGAAGGAGAAUAAGGAAUUGGCGGAAGUAGCAGAACAUGUACAGUAUAUGGCAGAGAUAAUAGAGAGACUGAAUCAAGAACCUCUGGAUAACUUUGAAUCACCGGAUAGUCAGGAAUUUGAUUCUGAAGAGGAAACUGGUGAGGAUUCUGAAGUAGAAGACUCAGAAAUUGGUACAUGUGCUGAAGAAGUUGUCUCUUCCUCUGCAGAUGCAAAACCGUGUGUGUGAAAUUCCGUAAUAUUGACUCUUGAGAAAUAUACUGCCAACAUUCACCUCCACUGUAGUUCUUUGUAGCAGAGCAAAUAACUUUAUAAUGAAAACUUGGACUCAGACUUCCUUGUUUGUAUCCUGGGGCCCUAUUAUUGUAUUAAAAUACAAAUACUAUGUAUUUUUAAUCUACGGUGUUGUUUUGUGUAAAUAGCAUUUUCUCAGUUGUCAGACAUGACUUGUGUAUAGGAUAAAUAAAUUUCAUUCUGUUGAGCUUUGUGUAUAUCUUGAAGAAUGAAGUAUAAGGAGUCUGGGUAGAAAAUUUGUCUAUUUCUGUGCUUUUGUUUCCUUUCUAAUCUGCUAACUAGCUUGGAGGAAACAAGGGGAAAAUGAAUUCUCCCUUUUUAGACUGAGAUAGCUGAGCUUUUACCUCGUAAACCUGGUUGCACCUUAGGCUCACUGGAGGGAAUGUUGAUUUCUAGACCCCAUGCCCAGGUAAUCUAACCCAGUAGGAGUGUGAGCAUCUAGAGUCAAAGGCCCCCCAAGUGAAUCUGAGAGGAGCCAAGUAAAGGCUGGUAUGAUCAUACUCUUCUUGGAAGCUUAAAAUGUUGGGGUGGUGUUGGUAGUCCUCUAGAGAAGCAAAGUGGGAAGCAGAUGAAGAGAUGCAUGAAUAGCUAAGCGUUCUGAAACUUUCUAUUUGCACAUUUCACAUACUGGUAUAGACAAAGUACGUAUACUGAAGCAAUAUGAAGUAAGAGUAGGGUGAAAUUAAGGAUUUCUCAUAUGUACUGUUCUGAAGGAAGAAAAGGACAAAAUAAAGGGAAAUUGUUUGCAAAGUAUACAGCAUUGGGAUUUAGUUCUGUGGAAAGCAUACAAGAAGCUUUGUAUAAAUUGGCAAUAAAGAGCAAUGUCAAGCUUUAAAGGAUUACUUUAGGCAAGUUAUUCUUAUAGAACUUUAAUUUUCUUAUCUCUGAUAUUAAGUCCACCUCUGUUUUUGUGAGAAUUAAAACCUUUACUAGAA